AUGACUUCGGCAAGCGCCAUAACAAGACGCAUACCCUGUGCAGACGUUGCGGCCGUCGCUCUCUCCACAUCCAGAAGCACACAUGUUCAUCUUGCGGAUAUCCAUCCGCUAAGACUCGGAAAUACAACUGGGCUGAAAAGUCUUUGCGACGAAGAACCACCGGAAGUGGACGCAUGCGAUAUCUCAAAACGGUCGACCGCAAAUUCAAGAACGGAUUCCAAACCGGUGCUCCGAAGGGAGCUCGAGGGCCAGAGAAGCAUUAAGGUCAUGUGUGGGUUGAAAAGACGGCUUCCAACGACAAUGCGGGCUAAGGGUUGA
Histoplasma mississippiense is the source of this 318-nucleotide messenger RNA. RefSeq lists its product with no specific name. The transcript has 4 exons. The coding region runs from base 1 to 318 and encodes 105 amino acids. The record is from RefSeq and is a predicted model, not a curated record. Lineage: Eukaryota; Fungi; Ascomycota; Eurotiomycetes; Onygenales; Ajellomycetaceae.